This is a messenger RNA of Pungitius pungitius (ninespine stickleback), 3744 nucleotides long. RefSeq names its product claudin 23-like (gene cldn23l). Gene Ontology annotation, biological process: bicellular tight junction assembly; cell adhesion. The transcript is spliced from 2 exons. The record is from RefSeq and is a predicted model, not a curated record. Gene Ontology annotation, cellular component: bicellular tight junction; plasma membrane. Gene Ontology annotation, molecular function: structural molecule activity. Lineage: Eukaryota; Metazoa; Chordata; Actinopteri; Perciformes; Gasterosteidae. The coding region runs from base 1657 to 2415 and encodes 252 amino acids.
ACUGAGACUAUGUGGACUGCCUGUGUGUGUGUGUGUGUGUUUGCAUUUGCGAGCAGUGUGGCUGCAUGAGAGAAUAUGUUUGGGCUAUUAAUAACCCCACAGUAGAUCCAUAAUUUCCCAUUCAUUAUCUCUCGGAUGUUGUGCCUCUCUGCCGGUGUUCCCAUGGCGUUCCCCUCUUUGCCAUCUCUGCAUCUGAACAAAUGGGGCAACUGUUGAAGUUUCUGUCUUCAAAUGAACAUUGAAAAACAAAUACAAAUUGUGCUGAUUGAAAGCAGGCUUGUAACAGAUAAGCAGUCGAUGCCCUGACAGCUGGGUUUUGUGUCAGAUCCUCAUACGUGACAUCUUCUCACUCUCCUCUCAAAGUCAAAACAUUGCGUUAGCGCCACAGGAAAUAACGCAUGUUGGACUGUUAAUUCUAAACGAAGGUGACGCCUGACAACAUGAACAUGUCUUUAUAAAAUUACACUACUCACAGACGUACACAACAUCCACACAAGCGUACAUUCGCAUGUUACAGCUAUACUCCAUUUACUAUUCUUGUAGUACGUUAAAUUCUUAUACAUUCUGGCAUUGUUCAGUAAAUCUUUUAUAUCUAUCCUGGCGGAUAUCCAGUCGGAUUUUAUAACAAUUUCCCUAAUGCAGAGUAAUUAGAUCUCACCAAACUGAAGCAAAACUUACAAGCUGGUUUUUGGCCUAAAAAUGUACUUUUCACCAUCGUCCAUACACACGUGCUGCCAGAUCACUCGUGACAAAAAUUAGUUGGAACAUAUAUUUAUGUCUUACAUUUUAGGAUUAAAUCAGAAAAAAACAGCAAGCUCUGAAACAUCAAAACAAACAAAGCAACGUUUUUUCUUAUCUGAGACAUCGUCUCUAUUAUUGCUUUUGUGUCUUUCUUUGACGGAGAUGCUUACUGAUAAUGGAUGCUUGUGUUUGUUUGUUUGUCUUCGUCCCAGAGGGCAUUCUUACCUCCUCCAGACCCAGACAUUGUAGACGGACUCAAUCUGCAUUCACACACUGGACACAAUCCCAGACAUGACGGAAUUUUUACAAGGUCAUUGCGCGCCAUCAAUUGUACGCUUUUAGAAUACAACAACACACACACACACACACACACACACACUCUCCUACACCUGUACGCGUGAAGUCAUUUACUCCUAUGUUGGUUACAAGCCAGUACACGGGCGGAUCGGGACUUGUACAGGGAGGAAUCCCACUCGGUUUUAUGAUAAAUAAAGAAAUAAACACACACUGUCACGUUGAAACUGGGCAGGUUAUUGUAUCCUAGCAACAGAGAAAGACAUCGACCGUUCAAUCGGUUCCUGUCCAGCGCUGUAGCAGUCGAAGCCAAACCUCCCUCUGCUCCCUGCGGCGGCUGGAGCGCUCAUCUCUGCUACACUUCACACCUCUUUUGUUUUCAUCUCUGUCCAACAUUCAGAAUCCUUCUCCACUCAAACGGUGAAGAAUCGGCAGCUAACAGACUUUUGACAAAGAGAUCCGCACUGUUCUGAUGGGACCCGAUUCACGGGACAAAUUCUAAUUACAAGCAGCACCCGAUGUUUAAUUUCUUCUGGAGAAUGCUGUGCUGAGCACGGGCACCGUGCAGCCGGUCUGUUUGGUUACAAGUCUUGAAAGCUUUGGUACAGAAUUCCACUCACAAUGCACACGCCAGCCUCCAUGGUGACGGGGAUCGUCUUUGCCCCUUUGGGGUUGGUCCUCGUCUUCACCGCCGCCAUCACCCCUCAGUGGCGAGAGGGACAGGCGCGACUGGGCGCAUCGGGCCCGGGGACACCACUUCGCCCGGGGGUGAAAGGUCAGGGUAAGGGCCUGAGGUCCGGGUCGGCGGGGGCGCUGCUGCUACUGCGCUCUGACGGACUUUGGGAGAGCUGCCUGCAAGUGGAGAACUCGGAGCUGAAGCAGUGCUGGCCUGUGGCGGGGCCGUAUCGGAGAGACCCCAGGGUUCGCCUGGCACAGGGUUUCAUCCUGACCUCGUUGUUCCUGUGCGGCACCGGCAUUAUGCUGGCGUGCAUCGGCGUCCGGUGCUGGACAGACACCCCUCUGAGAGGCCUGGCGGCCACGGGGGGGCUCCUGGUGGUGAUUGCCGGGCUGCUGAGCCUGACUGCACUCUCGGUGUACACGCACAACCUUCCGAGACUGGGGAUGGCAGACCCGAGCAAGGCGAUCAAAAACACCAGGUUCCCCCACCUCAGCCUGCAUCCUGCCGGCUCGCUCUACUUCGGAUGGCUGGGUUCGUGUCUGCAGGUGCUGGGAGGCAGCGCGCUGCUGUUCAGCUUCAAACGCCCCAGAUACCCAAAGUGCCCGUCGUGCCCGAAGCUACGCGCUUGCCCCGCGUGUCGUUCGUGUCCCGAGAUCUCCAGCAACAGGCCAGACAACGAUGUGUAUGAGGUCAGCUGUUAGAAUGUAGAACUCACACUAAAAAAAGUACUUUCAAGGUACAAUUCAGCAUCUCUCAUGUGGAUGUCCGAUCAGUGUUGAUGGUAAGUGUGGCCAAUUGGAGCUAUAAAUUCCGUGCUUACAUUGACUUCCAUUCAUUUCCUGGAGACUUAUUCUAAUCCUUACUCUAACUUCAACCUGGACCUAAUUUACCCAAACCUUUAACAUCAUCCCCUUCUUAGAUCUCCUCUGCCCUUUGGGAGGCCAUUUUGGCUUUUUACACUAGAAGCAUAAAGAUCAAAGUUCUGUUUUUAAACAGCACUUCGUGUAUAUGGAUGCAGAAAGAAACAAUGGAUUUUGCGAGAACAAAUGUAGGUUUCUCGGUUAAUAGCACAAGCCGAGAACUUUAGUGCUCCAUUUGCAAUCAGCAUGGAUUGGACACCGCUUUGAGUGGUGGGAAAACUAGAAAAGCGCUAUACAAGUACAGUACAUUUAACAUCCACAUAAAACAAUAUGAGAAGAGAAUAAGAGAAGAUCUGGAUAGACACUAAAGUCCCACUCAACCCAUCAGCUGAUUAAUCUGCCAGUGAAUUCAGAAAUGACUGCAAACCACAGGACGUUACUACUUCUUGUUUAAUGGAUUUGUCGGGUAUGAGACUAAUGCUUGUACAGCAAUUAGAUGUUGACGUAGACGAGCCUUUGGUUGGCUGUAAAAUCAAAAGGAAUCAAAGAGUAAAUGGAUUGAAGAGAGAGGUUCGUUAUGGUUGAAUAAAAGUCCAAGUUCCUGCUGCCUUUAACUACGACACGUAGCAAAACAUGACCGUCGUAUCGCUUUGUGCUGCCUUUUGCAUCGGAGCCAUCCAUGCCUUUGUACUGUUCACUGUUUCUGUGGCCGAGAAAAACUGUGAAAUACUUGUGAUAAAUAUAUAAGUUGCUUAGAUAAUGUUAUGGCUUUGAAUAAGAACAUUGGACGAGCUUGUGUUAGAUCCGGUUAUAGAUCACAAUCAUUAAAUCGGAUUUCGUAUCCUUGUUUCUUGCUAAUGUGGUUUUGUGGUUCGGAGAGAACAAUCUUUAAUUAUUUUUUAAUUGAUGUGCUGUUAUUAUUGUCUCAAUUCAGUCGCUGCAGGAAAUUAAAAAGACCAGUUCUAGAGGUAAUAUAAGUGUGAGAGCAUUACAAAUCAUCCACCAAUUUUUCAGCCUACUGGCAAAUAUUCAUCCAAUAAAUAAUAUUCCUGACGUGAUAAUCAGAAUAGAGACGUAAAGUGUUAGAGGAGUGUGCCAAAGGUGUUGUUUGUUUGUGUUAACUCAUCACAGUGUUGUAAUCUGCAUUAAAUAAAGCAUUUCAGCAAUCUA